Periconia digitata is the source of this 597-nucleotide messenger RNA. Lineage: Eukaryota; Fungi; Ascomycota; Dothideomycetes; Pleosporales; Periconiaceae. The record is from the annotation of a GenBank genome assembly.
CUUCAGUUUCUGUGUAGCGCUCGGGAAUGAAUCUUGAUACUGGCCGGAGGCAUUCCACGUCAAUGUCGGCGUAGACCUAUCUUGUGUUAGUGUUCUGUCUUGAAGUGUAUGUUUGUGGGGAAGGAAUUUGCUUACACCGCCCUCAGCGUACAUGAUGAGGUAUCGGAGCAGAUCGGCUUUGAUGAUGGUGAUGUUGAUUUGUUUGUACAGGUCGACGAUAUCUGGUCGGUUGAAACCAUGCACUCCAUAGUGCCAUUGCACGUAUUGCAAGGCAUUGUCGUCCGUCAACACCUCGUACCUAUAGUCUGGGUUCUUCGCCCCCCACGUCUUCGCAGUGUCGGAGUCGCGUUGUUCGAAUUGAAGCGGGCCAAUCUUCCAUGUUUGCCAUAUCUUCCUUGGAAUCACCGAGUCCCUAGCCGUUUGUAACGGCUUUUGAUACUUCAAUUCCCGUCUGUACUUAUGCGCAGCUCGAAUGGGAGUGGCGAAGAAAUGUGAGUUGGCGAAGAAGAUGAUCAAGACGACGAGCACAAGUUCAGUCCCUCGGCUCCAUAAUUCCCUAAUCUCCACAUGCGACCUCGGAGGGGCUUCCAGCAUGAC